UAGUCGCAAUUCGCAGUGUUUCUUAAACGUAAAUCUAACGUCGACCAAUACUCUCUUACAAGUCAAACAAUAAUAUAGUUAGGUAUUGUAGUAAAUAUUAUUACUAAUCGUUUAGUGCGAAAUGGCGAGUAUCAAAAGUUUACAAUGUACAUUUUUGCAGUUUUUUUUAUGCAUUACGCAUUUGGGAUGUUGUGCACCGCAAGAUAAUGGUAAAGCGGCUGAUGCCACUACUACUAGUAUUUCGUCAGUCAACAAAUCCACAGGAAUAGAAACAUAUUCUGCAGCUGAAAUGUGUGAAAAGUAUUCGGAAUUGAUUUACGUUACUAUGGAGAAUCCAGCAUUACUGGUAGAUUUAGAAGACAAAUACAUCAAAAUCAAAGAUUGUUUCGAUGUCUUACCCUUAAUUGUUAACGGAACGUUGGCUAGUCCAAAAGAAUUUCCACACAUGGCUUUAAUAGGUUAUGGGCAAAGCCCCAAAGAAAAUUUUUGGGGUUGCGGCGGAUCAUUGAUCAGCAUUAGAUGGAUUCUGUCCGCAGCGCACUGUGAAAAAGCCCCAACAUCAGAGUAUGCGAGAUGGGCACGCUUGGGUGAAUUGAACUUUUUGACGGAUACCGAUGAUGCCAGACCAAAGGAUUAUAAAAUCGUACAACGCGUAAUUCACCCGGACUACAGACGUACGAUGUUGUACAACGAUAUAGCGUUGUUCCGUUUGGAGGAGGACGUAACGUUUUCGCCAUACGUACGGCCUAUUUGUCUUAACGCGGAUCCUUACGUGCAAUCUACUGACCAGCAGAAGGUGAUGGGAACUGGUUGGGGACAGAUCUACCAAGGGGGACCGGGCAGUCCGGAUCUGUUAAAAGUGGUUUUGGAGGUUACUCCGCCGGCUCAGUGCAAAUCCAAUUAUGCGUCGGUAUCGAAAUCUCAAAUGCCAAACGGAAUACUCGACAGCCAGAUGUGCGCAGGUUAUGCGUCAGGCGAAAAAGAUACUUGCACGGGCGAUUCCGGCGGUCCGAUUCAAAUACCACACAGCAAAUACUCGUGUAUGUACAAGCAAGUAGGCAUUACGUCGUUCGGCAGGAGUUGUGCCAGGAAGAAUUCUCCAGCCGUAUACACGAGAGUGUCUCAUUACUUGCCGUGGAUCGAACAAAUCGUUUGGCCCAAGUCUGGUUGAUGUGUACAAUGUGUACAUAUAUAUACCAGUAUUGACGCUCAUGACUAUGCGAGUUUUAUUGUGUACGCGAAUUAAAUAAUAUAUACCUUAUUACAGCUAUUUAUCGUCCUUAAAACCAUAUAAUAUUCUGACUAUUUUUAUGAAUUUAGACACUGUAUACAUAUUCUAGAUUCUGUAAUAUAAGCUACAAAAUAAUAAUUAAUUAUUAUAUUAUUUCAUAAUACCUAAUUCAAAAUACACGUGUUUUCUAUAUUA
Messenger RNA from Aphis gossypii (cotton aphid), 1426 nucleotides. RefSeq names its product serine protease snake-like. The transcript has 7 exons. The record is from RefSeq and is a predicted model, not a curated record. Lineage: Eukaryota; Metazoa; Arthropoda; Insecta; Hemiptera; Aphididae. Gene Ontology annotation, biological process: proteolysis. The coding region runs from base 122 to 1171 and encodes 349 amino acids. Gene Ontology annotation, molecular function: serine-type endopeptidase activity.